AUGGGUCUAGAACUUCCAUCGUAUAUCCUAGGAGCCCUGACAGCGUCAGGCGGUAUCAUGGGCUACGCAAGGACGAAGAGCCUGCCAUCCAUAAUCGCUGGGUGCACUGUUGGCUUGCUGUAUGGACUUGGCGGAUAUCGAACGCAGAACCACGAGCCGUAUGGAGUCGAGUUGAGCCUUCUCGCAUCCAUUAUCCUGGGCGGCUCGUCCAUUCCUCGGGCCAUUCGAUUGCAGAAGCCCGUCCCAGUCGCUCUCAGCAUACUGGCCACCAUUGGGGCGCUGAUCUUUGGAAAUGGGCUGUACCAGCAGAGCAAUUAG
Molecule: messenger RNA, 318 nt
Organism: Diaporthe amygdali
Lineage: Eukaryota; Fungi; Ascomycota; Sordariomycetes; Diaporthales; Diaporthaceae
Exons: 4
Coding region: 1-318 (105 amino acids)
Cellular component (GO): membrane
Source: RefSeq, a predicted model, not a curated record